UAAGUUGUCAGUGGAGCAUAUGAACUACGGGAGACCUCUAAAAAAAGCUAUAACCUACAAAAAUUGCAUUUUUCAAAAUGCUUUCAAGAUGUAGAUGCACGAAAGUUUUUCAUAAAAUAAAGUUUUUUACAUGUAAAGGUUGCAAUAACUUUACCACUUCAAUUUAUAAAAGUAACGAAUUUGAUGUACAGUUUUCUAAUGGUCGAAAUUUGAAAAUAACUACUGGAAAAUAUGCUCGGCUUUCUGAUGGUUGUGCUGUAGGAACUUUAGGUGAUACAUCAGUAAUGGUUACAGCUGUCUCUAAAACGAAACCGUCUUCAAAUAACUUUUUACCGCUAACAGUCGAUUAUCGUCAAAAGUCUGCAGCCGCAGGUAGAAUUCCAACGAAUUUUCUUAGAAGAGAAUUAGGUCAUACAGAGAAAGAAAUUUUAACAUCAAGAGUAAUUGACCGCAGUCUAAGACCAUUGUUUGAUUCAAAUUUUAAUUAUGAAACACAAAUAAUAUGUAACAUGUUAGCAGUUGAUAGUGUUAAUAAUCCUGAAGCAACUGCCAUAAAUGCAGCUUCAGCAGCAUUAGCUGUUAGUGAUAUACCUUGGAAGGGACCUGUUGGUGCAGUCCAAGUAGGUUUAAUAGAUAAUGAGAUUAUUAUUAAUCCAACCAGAAAAGAGCUACAGUUAUCCUUGUUAAAUUUGAUUAUUACAGCAACUAAACAUAAUUUGGUAGUUAUGCUUGAAGGUCAAGCUGACAAUAUUCUACAACAAGAUUUAUUAAAGGCAAUUAAACUAGGUACAAAAGAAGCUCAAAGUAUAAUUGUGACAAUAGAAAAGAUGCAAAAGCAAUUGGGGAAACCUAAACGAGAAAUCGAAAUAUCACCAUUGCUUUCUGAAGAAGUGAUUGAAAUUCUCCGUUCAUUAUCUCAGUCGCGAUUAAAAGAAGUAUUUACAAAUUAUAAUUAUGAUAAAUUACAACGUGAUAAUGCGGUUACGGUGGUAAGAAACGACGUACUUGAAAAAGUGAAGCAAUCUUUUCCAGAAGCAGACUCCAAUUUAAUUUCGGAAGAAUUUAAUAAUUUUACGAAAACGGUGUUUAGAAAUUUAGUAUUUAGUGAACAAAAGCGCUGUGAUGGUCGUGAUUUUGAUGAACUUAGGAACAUUUCGUGUGAAGUGAAUUUAUAUAAACCUCUACAUGGUAGUGCGUUGUUUCAAAGGGGACAGACUCAGGUAUUGUGCACUGUAACACUCGACUCGCCUGAGAGUGCAUUACGUCUUGAUUCCGUGGCUAUGUUAACAAGCGGAUUGAAAUCUAAAAAUUUUUUUCUUCACUAUGAAUUUCCCCCAUUCGCAACGAAGGAAACAGGAAAAGUGGGACCAUUAGGUAGACGAGAGACAGGUCAUGGAGCCUUGGCUGAAAAAGGUCUCAAUAGUAUUGUGCCACAUGAUUUUCCUUUUACCAUACGCCUUACUUCUGAAGUAUUAGAAUCAAACGGAUCUAGUUCGAUGGCAAGCGUGUGUGGAGGUAGUUUAGCUCUUAUGGAUGCCGGUGUCCCAGUGUCUGCUGCUGCGGCAGGAGUAGCGAUAGGGCUUGUUUCGAAAUUUUCUAAUGACGACACAAAGCAUAUGGAGGACUAUAUACUUUUAACUGAUAUUCUUGGUAUAGAAGAUUAUAUGGGAGAUAUGGACUUCAAAAUAGCGGGCACUAAAAAAGGUUUAACAGCUUUACAAGCAGAUAUUAAAAUUCCUGGCCUUCCUCUAAAGGUCGUUAUGGAAGCAAUCCAAAAAGCUACGGAUGCAAAAUCUAAAAUUUUAGAUAUAAUGAAGGAUUGUCUAGAGAAACCGAGGGCAGAAAAGAAAGAAAACUGGCCUGUUAUCAAAACUAUUGAAGUUGAGCCUCAUAAAAGAUCGAAACUAGUAGGGGUCGGUGGUAUCAAUUUGAAAAAGCUUUUAUAUGAAACGGGAGUUUCUGUGACACAGGGUGAAGAAACCAAAUUCACAUUAUUUGCUCCAAAUCAACAGGCAAUGGACGAAGCCGAAGAAGUUAUAACGAAAUUAUUAAAUACAGAAAAAGUUCCUGAAUUAGAUUUUGGCGGAAUUUACACCGCCACAAUAGUAGAAAUUAGAGAUAUUGGGGUAAUGGUAACCCUUUAUCCGGGAAUGCCGCCUGCUCUAUUGCAUAAUUCACAGCUAGACCAAAGAAAAGUGGCUCAUCCAUCAGCGUUAGGAUUAGCGGUGGGUCAGCAAAUGCAAGUGAAAUAUUUUGGAAGAGAUCCAGUUUCUGGUUUAAUGCGAUUAUCAAGAAAAGUUCUGCAAGCGGCUGCCAAAGCUUGACUUAUUUUGAAUGUUAUAUUAUACUUAAGAUUAAUUAGACUUGCAUGUAAAUAAAUAUUGAUUUAAUAAAAAGAUAUUUUACUAAUUA
Agrilus planipennis (emerald ash borer) is the source of this 2412-nucleotide messenger RNA. It is a transcript of the gene PNPase, whose product is annotated as polyribonucleotide nucleotidyltransferase 1, mitochondrial. Gene Ontology annotation, biological process: mitochondrial mRNA catabolic process; mitochondrial RNA 3'-end processing. NCBI's taxonomy places the organism in Eukaryota, Metazoa, Arthropoda, Insecta, Coleoptera, Buprestidae. The coding region runs from base 78 to 2324 and encodes 748 amino acids. Gene Ontology annotation, molecular function: polyribonucleotide nucleotidyltransferase activity; RNA binding; 3'-5'-RNA exonuclease activity. Gene Ontology annotation, cellular component: cytosol; mitochondrion. The record is from RefSeq and is a predicted model, not a curated record. The transcript has 9 exons.